CGCCGCUCGAUUUCCGUAAUUUUGAGAAGAUUUUUUUUUAGUAAUUUUUUAUUCUGCCCCAGCUGAUGUUUGAGCCAGCAUGUCGCGGAGGAAGCAAGCGAAGCCUCAACAUUUCCAAUCCGACCCCGAAGUGGCCUCGCUCCCCCGGCGAGAUGGAGACACAGAGAAGGGUCAACCAAGUCGCCCCACGAAGAGCAAAGACGCCCACGUCUGUGGCCGGUGCUGUGCCGAGUUCUUUGAAUUAUCCGAUCUUCUGCUCCACAAGAAGAACUGCACUAAAAACCAAUUAGUUUUGAUCGUCAGUGAGAAUCCAGCCACCCCACCCAAAACCUUCUCUCCUAGUCCCCCUCCUGAGAAUCCUGAAGAACAAAUGAAAGACCCCAUGAAGAAAACGGAUCAAGUAGACUGCAAUGACCUUUCAGAACACAAGGGACUUGACGGGGAAGAGUCCAUGGAGGUGGAGGCUCCGGUUGCCCCCAGUAGCGACAACAGCACAUUGAACAGCGUCACCAACAACAACCCCCCAAGCUGCCACAGCGGCUCCUCCACAGGUACCUCAGCCAUCACAACCUCUCUACCUCAGCUCGGGGACCUGACAACACUGGGCAACUUCUCUGUGAUCAACAGCAACGUCAUCAUUGAGAACCUCCAGAGCACCAAGGUGGCUGUGGCCCAGUUCUCCCAGGAAGCGAGGUGUGGCAGUGGCAGCGCCGGGGGCUCUGGAGGCCAGCGGGCUGUGCCAGCCCUCAUGGAACAGCUGUUAGCUCUACAGCAGCAGCAGAUUCACCAGCUGCAGCUGAUCGAACAGAUUCGUCACCAAAUACUGCUGUUGGCUUCUCAGAAUGCAGACUCACCCACCUCUUCCAGCCCUUCCCAAGGUACUUUACGAACAUCUGCCAACCCCUUGUCCACGCUAAGUUCCCAUUUAUCUCAGCAGCUGGCGGCAGCAGCUGGAUUAGCACAGAGCCUCGCUAGCCAAUCUGCCAGCAUUAGCGGUGUGAAACAGCUACCCCCAAUCCAGCUACCUCAGAGCAGCUCCAGCAACACCAUCCUUCCAUCCAACAAUGGCACUUCUCCCAAUAUAAACAUAUUGGCGGCGACAGUCACCACCCCGUCCUCGGAAAAAGUGGCUUCCAGUGCUGGUGCCUCCCACGUCAGCUCCCCAGCAGUCUUAGCGUCAUCCUCACCAGCGUUUGCAAUAAGCAGUUUAUUAAGUCCUGCAUCUAAUCCACUUCUACCUCAGCCGACCCCUGCUAACGUGGUUUUCCCCAGCCCUUUGCCCAACAUUGGAACAACCGCAGAGGAUUUAAACUCCUUGUCUGCCUUGGCCCAGCAAAGAAAAAGCAAGCCACCAAAUGUCACUGCCUUCGAGGCAAAAAGUACAUCGGAUGAGGCGUUCUUCAAACACAAGUGCAGGUUCUGCGCAAAGGUCUUUGGGAGCGACAGUGCCUUGCAGAUCCACUUGCGUUCCCACACCGGAGAGAGGCCAUUCAAGUGCAACAUCUGUGGCAACAGGUUCUCCACCAAGGGCAACCUCAAGGUCCACUUUCAGCGCCACAAAGAGAAGUACCCCCACAUCCAGAUGAACCCCUACCCUGUGCCUGAGCACUUGGACAACAUCCCCACGAGCACUGGCAUCCCCUAUGGCAUGUCCAUCCCUCCAGAGAAGCCAGUCACCAGCUGGCUGGACACCAAACCCGUCCUGCCCACUCUCACCACUUCCGUUGGCCUGCCCUUGCCCCCCACUCUCCCCAGCCUCACAGCCUUCAUCAAGACGGAAGAGCCAGCCCCCAUUCCCAUCAGCCAUUCUGCUGCCAGCCCCCCGGGCUCGGUCAAGAGUGACUCCGGGGUCCCCGAUCUGGCCACAAGAAACCUGGGUGGGCUUCCAGAGGAAGCCGAGGGGUCCACUCUGCCACCUCCUGGUGGCAAAAGCGAAGACGGUGGCACAGCUACCAGCUCGGUCCCAACAGCAAACAGUAACCCCCUGAGCUCCCCAGCGGCCGACUGCGGCCCAGGAGGGACCACUACCUUCACCAACCCCCUGUUGCCACUCAUGUCUGAGCAGUUCAAGGCCAAGUUUCCUUUUGGGGGACUUUUAGACUCUGCCCAGGCAUCAGAGACAUCCAAACUGCAGCAGCUGGUAGAAAACAUUGACAAGAAGGCCACUGACCCCAAUGAGUGCAUCAUCUGCCACCGGGUUCUGAGCUGUCAGAGCGCCUUGAAAAUGCACUACCGGACACACACUGGGGAGAGGCCCUUUAAGUGUAAGAUCUGUGGCCGGGCUUUUACCACAAAAGGGAACCUAAAGACCCACUACAGUGUCCACCGGGCCAUGCCCCCACUCCGAGUCCAGCAUUCCUGCCCCAUCUGCCAGAAGAAGUUCACCAACGCUGUGGUCCUUCAGCAGCAUAUCCGCAUGCACAUGGGAGGCCAGAUCCCCAACACCCCUGUCCCCGACAGCUACCCUGAGUCCAUGGAGUCCGACACAGGCUCCUUCGAGGAGAAGAAUUUUGAUGACCUGGACAACUUCUCGGAUGAGAACAUGGAAGACUGCCCUGAGGGUAGCAUCCCAGACACACCCAAGUCGGCAGAUGCAUCCCAAGACAGCUUAUCUUCUUCGCCCUUGCCCCUCGAGAUGUCAAGCAUUGCUGCUUUGGAAAAUCAGAUGAAAAUGAUCAAUGCUGGCCUGGCUGAGCAGCUGCAGGCCAGCCUGAAGUCGGUGGAGAAUGGAUCUGUCGAGGGGGAUGUGCUGACCAACGAUUCGUCCUCGGUGGGUGGUGAUAUGGAGAGCCAAAGUGCCGGCAGCCCAGCCAUCUCAGAGUCUACCUCUUCUAUGCAGGCUCUGUCCCCGUCCAACAGCACCCAGGAGUUCCACAAGUCCCCCAGCACUGAGGAGAAGCCACAGAGAGUGGGACCGAGCGAGUUUGCCAACGGUUUGUCUCCCACCCCUGUGAACGGGGGCGCUUUGGAUUUGACCUCCAGUCAUGCAGAGAAAAUCAUCAAAGAAGAUUCUUUGGGAAUCCUCUUCCCUUUCAGAGACCGGGGUAAAUUUAAAAACACUGCUUGUGACAUUUGUGGCAAAACCUUUGCUUGUCAGAGUGCCUUGGACAUUCACUAUCGAAGUCAUACCAAAGAGAGACCAUUUAUUUGCACAGUUUGCAAUCGUGGCUUUUCCACAAAGGGUAAUUUGAAGCAGCACAUGUUGACACAUCAGAUGCGAGAUCUACCAUCCCAGCUCUUUGAGCCCAGUUCCAACCUUGGCCCUAAUCAGAACUCUGCAGUGAUUCCCGCCAACUCCUUGUCAUCUCUCAUCAAGACGGAGGUCAACGGCUUUGUGCAUGUUUCUCCUCAGGACAGUAAGGACACCCCCACUAGUCACGUCCCUUCAGGGCCUCUGUCAUCCUCUGCCACAUCCCCAGUUCUCCUUCCAGCUCUGCCCCGAAGAACUCCCAAACAACACUAUUGUAACACAUGUGGCAAAACAUUCUCCUCUUCAAGUGCCCUGCAGAUCCACGAGAGAACGCACACUGGAGAGAAGCCCUUUGCUUGCACUAUUUGUGGAAGAGCAUUCACUACAAAAGGCAAUCUUAAGGUCCACAUGGGCACUCACAUGUGGAACAGCACCCCGGCCAGGCGGGGCCGCCGGCUCUCCGUGGAUGGCCCCAUGUCAUUUCUAGGAGGCAAUCCUGUCAAGUUCCCAGAAAUGUUCCAGAAGGAUUUGGCGACGAGGUCAGGAAGUGGGGAUCCUUCCAGUUUCUGGAAUCAGUAUACGGCAGCACUCUCCAACGGGCUGGCCAUGAAAGCCAACGAGAUCUCUGUCAUUCAGAAUGGUGGCAUUCCUCCAAUUCCUGGAAGCCUGGGCAGCGGGAGCAGCUCACCUAUUAGUGGGUUGACAGGAAACUUGGAGAAGCUCCAGAACUCCGAGCCCAGUGCUCCUCUGGCCGGCCUGGAGAAAAUGACGAGCAGUGAGAAUGGAACCAACUUCCGCUUCACCCGCUUUGUGGAAGACAGCAAAGAGAUCGUGACUAGUUAAAAGCACCAACACCCUAGAGACAUGCCAUUCCUGUUCAGAAUGUGACCUAUGGUUGCCUCCUAAGUCCCUGCCCCAUCCCCUUCCUACCUUCUGAUUCCCCCUGGUCUAUGAACUACAACAUUAUGAAGACAUUCUUUUGUACGUUGUUCAACUUCUAGAAUUCUAAGAAAGCUUAUUUAUUAGUGAUAUAACCUUGCUUUGCAAACAGAAUGCAGGCAUUAACUUUGGUCUUCUGUAUUUUGGACUAAAUACUAAAUACUAAUUGACUAGAGUGCUGUAAACUUGCUGUAACAUUUAUGGCAAUUGCAAGUUGCCCUGCUAAGCGGUCUUAAUCUGGCAUUAACUUAUUUUCUAUACCCAGUUUAAUAUGAAUCUGGUGUUGAUGCAAUGCCUCCGUGAUGCAUUAGGUCUCUAAUAAAGUCUGUAUAUAAAUGUACACUUUGAUCCUGCUGGAAACUUUUAUCAGCAAACACAUUGUCUAAUCUUUCAAAACAGAUUCAAGGAAAGGACUGAAAGUACAGACAGAUCAGUGUGGUUCUCUGAACGGUUUGGGGGUGGGGAUGGGUUUUGGUUGCGUUUUUGUUGGGGGUUUUGGGGGUUUAUUAUUUUUUCCCAUUUUUAUUCUAAACUUCAGCCUGUAUUUUUUUGUUUGUUUGUUUUGUAGAUUUAACCAUUUCCGUUUGGAACUGCUCUUUGUAUUGUGCUUUUUACUUGAGUCGUCCUUGAUGUUAAUAAGUUUCUGUACAGUAAUAAGCACGCAGAAUUCUUUAGAGAAAAGAAAGAAAAAAGAAAAAAAAUGUUGUUUUGGUAGUUGAAACUGAGACGUAACAUUUUGCCUUGUAGGUAUGUUCACAAUAGAAAAUGUGUGCUGGAAUUUCACAAUGCUGCUAAGUAUAGCAUCUUGAACAACCUUCCGUGGAGAAAAUGUAGAUGCUCUUGUAUAUACAGUAAGAAAUAUCACUUUCAUUAAAAUGUACAUAUGUUCCUUACAAGAGCAAAUGUUCUUCUUGAUCAAGAGAGCAGGUAUAGUGUUUGUUUAUUUUGUAUUAGGUAUGAGAGAAAAAGAUUGGACUUGUUACAUGCACUUUCUUGGAAAGUUGAAAGGAAGGGGGUCCGAUUUCUUUAACAUUUAAUACUUACUAACAACAGAGAUACUGUAAUUUUACUCAAGUAAUCAAAUACAUUUUUUUUGCAAGAGAUAAAA
Molecule: messenger RNA, 5237 nt
Organism: Dipodomys ordii (Ord's kangaroo rat)
Lineage: Eukaryota; Metazoa; Chordata; Mammalia; Rodentia; Heteromyidae
Gene: Sall1
Product: spalt-like transcription factor 1
Exons: 3
Coding region: 80-4033 (1317 amino acids)
Biological process (GO): regulation of transcription by RNA polymerase II
Cellular component (GO): nucleus
Molecular function (GO): DNA-binding transcription factor activity, RNA polymerase II-specific; RNA polymerase II cis-regulatory region sequence-specific DNA binding
Source: RefSeq, a predicted model, not a curated record